AUGCGGCGGCCCAGCAUCCACACAGGGCGAUGGCGCUGUCUUCCCAUCUGGUCCACGGCUAAUAUAUCUCCUCAGUGGAGACACAAACUCCAUCAUCCCGCAAAAUUCGCUGUGAGAAGCUGCUCAUGUACGGCGUCUCAGGCCGCAUUCUCCACCACCAAUGAUGAUACACCUCACCAUGAUGCUUCCUCUCCACAGACCCCAACUCUUCCUCCAGCAGACCACAGAGUGGUCGGAACGGCGCAAGAUCUCUUCACUACAUCCGUUUACAGUCCUGGAUCGCCUCUAUUCCUCCCAAACGGCACACAUAUCCUCAACAAACUCACGUCCUUCCUGCGAGCACAGUAUGCACAGUACGGGUUCCGCGAGGUCCUGACUCCAAGUAUCUACAAAAAGUCGUUAUGGGAGGUUUCGGGCCACUGGCAAAACUACAAGGAUGACAUGUACGAGGUCCGCGGGAGAGGAGCCUCCGGUGAGACGGCGAAGGGUGAGAUUGGCGAGGACGAGUCGUACGGUCUUAAGCCCAUGAAUUGUCCCGGGCACUGCCUGCUCUUCAAGUCACAGAAUCACUCUUAUCGCGAGCUGCCGCUCCGGUAUGCCGAUUUUAGCCCUCUCCACCGCAACGAGAUAUCCGGAUCGCUCAGUGGCCUUACCCGUGUCCGCCGGUUCCAUCAAGAUGACGGCCAUAUUUUCUGCCGCCCGCAGCAGAUUGGCAGUGAGAUCGAAUCAGCUUUAAGAUUUACAGAUACUGUUAUGAAUACCUUUGGAUUUAAUAAAUACAGACUCGUCCUUUCUACGCGGCCGGAAAGGGAUUUCAUUGGCAGCAUUGAGCUCUGGGAUAGUGCGGAGCGGCAGCUGCGGGAUGCGCUGGAGAAAAAUGGCCGAUCAUGGGAGUUGAAUGAGGGGGAUGGUGCUUUUUACGGACCCAAGAUCGAUAUGCAGGUUCAAGAUUCGGAUGGCAAGUUCCACCAACUCUCCACCAUCCAGCUGGAUAUGAACCUGCCACAGAGGUUUGAACUGGGAUACGCCGUUGCGGAGGGCGAGGAGGACUACAACCCCGCUACUCCGGGAAAGGCAAUGCCUGUCCUGAUCCACCGGGCGAUUUUUGGCUCGCUUGAGAGAUUCUUUGCCCUUUUAAUUGAAAAUUAUAAUGGUAGAUGGCCAUUCUGGCUCUCGCCUCGCCAAGGAAUCAUCCUAACUGUGUCACAGGAUGAAAAGCUUCUCCAAGCCGCAGAGGACGCAGCAACCAAGAUGUCCGGCUACCCAGUCCACCGGAAUGGAGAGCUAAACUCGAACUCCAACUCAACAGCACAGCCAUUGAAACCGAUAUCACCUGCACAGACAACGUUUCGUAUCGACGUUGACACAUCGGCUCGAUCUCUGGGGAAGAAGAUUCGAGAGGCAAAGAAGAUGAAGUAUAAUCUUAUCUUCGUGCUGGGAGAGAAGAACCUCGGUGAUGGAAGCAUUGAUAUUGACUUAACCGGUCUGACGGUGGUUGGGCUUGGGAACAGCGAGGGACGAACAGCAAAUAGCCUUCUUGAUAACACCCCGUGCUGGGACGUAACUAACCCUCCAGAUUCGAACAACGGGGACCAUAGGAAUGUGGCGACAGUGAAGAUGAAAAUGAGGGUAGAUGACGUUUAUAAUUGGCUUCUGCGCUUAGAGACGCGGUUCCACUGA
Molecule: messenger RNA, 1680 nt
Organism: Paracoccidioides brasiliensis Pb18
Product: threonine-tRNA ligase
Exons: 1
Coding region: 1-1680 (559 amino acids)
Biological process (GO): threonyl-tRNA aminoacylation
Cellular component (GO): cytoplasm
Molecular function (GO): ATP binding; threonine-tRNA ligase activity
Source: RefSeq, a predicted model, not a curated record